This is a messenger RNA of Aplysia californica (California sea hare), 1063 nucleotides long. RefSeq names its product cytosolic carboxypeptidase 2. The record is from RefSeq and is a predicted model, not a curated record. Lineage: Eukaryota; Metazoa; Mollusca; Gastropoda; Aplysiida; Aplysiidae.
ACUCAGGCGUGCCAUCACAAAGUGCACGAGCGUGUUAUUUCCGAGAACGUAGACACAGGAAUUGAUCUGCUGGAGAUAAUUGUCGGUUCAGAAAGUGUCUAGCGCGUGAGUGUGUGCGCUCACAGUGGUUGUGGUGGUGGCGAUGCACGAGCGUGCACUCACGUCCUACAACAUGAAGACGGCCAGCCGUGAGUCCUUCUACCUCUCCGACACAUCCACCGACGCCACAAGCUCCGCCCUAGGUGCUCACGUGACCUACACAGGUCAGCUGGAUGACCCCGUGGGUCACCUCACCUACACGGGUCAGCUGGAUGACCCCGGGGGUCACCUGACGUACACGGGUCAACUGGAGGAGUACAUCAGCCGCUACAAGCGCCGGCCACCGGACAUCAAGUACUGGCCGUACGGACCCUACUGGCCGCGCCAUUACGACGGGCUGCUGCUCAACACGCCCAGACAUCUGUGGGCGUGGCCUAGGGAGGCGGAGCCGCUCGUACGGGCGGAGUUUGGACGACAGUUGAUGGUGGUCACUACGAGUACGAGCUGGUGCUCAAGUCUGACCUGUACACGGCCCGCCACACCCAGUGGUACUACUUCAGGGUCAGCAAUGCCGUGCCAGGGGUCACCUACAAGUUCCGCAUCGUCAACCUGCUUAAGAGAGACAGUCUCUACAACCACGGUCAGUCCUUGUCGUUGUCGUCGUCGUCGUCGUCGUCGUCGUCAUCAUCAUCAUCAUCGUUUGUUAUUAAAAUUGAAGUUUCUUCAUCUGCGGUAUCGGUUGCAAGAACUCGAGAAAUCCUUUGUCCAACUUCACAUUAUAAAUAUUGGCAAAAGCAAGAAAUACCUUGUAUAUACAAGGGGCAUACCAACAGUUUGUUUACCUGACCAUGAAGGAAUAAAGGUAGAAGGCUGAAAUUUGGGGUGAAAGCCAACGAUUGUCUUCCUGGAAUGCUUGUAAAUUUGGGGGAAUUUCCAAUGACUGGUUUUACAACCAGCGCACUGUAAAUGAAUAGGGGUAUGUUGUUCUCCAGUUUCAACAUAAAAUUGAAGAAAAUUGAGCACA